Molecule: messenger RNA, 819 nt
Organism: Colletotrichum phormii
Lineage: Eukaryota; Fungi; Ascomycota; Sordariomycetes; Glomerellales; Glomerellaceae
Exons: 2
Coding region: 200-682 (160 amino acids)
Source: RefSeq, a predicted model, not a curated record
CUCUUGUCCGCUUCCAUCUUUCCCACUACCAUCUCCGCUCUGCAGUCAUCUCUUUCCCCCGCAAAGACUUUUCAUCCACGCACCUUUCCCAUACCACCUCGACUUUUGCAAGACCGUCAUCUACCUACCUACUUCGACCAAGUCAUACCUCCAGUCCUAAACCAAUCGUCAAUCAAGUCUAGACAAACACGCAAUCAACAUGGCCCCCAACGCGACUGCCGCCGACCUCGCCACCCCUCGCGAGAUGGGUCCUGAGCACAACACCAACCAGCCGGGCCCUUCCACUGGUUCUGCUACCAGUGGCAAUCCUGGUACAGCCGCUGUCCAGGGUGUAUCCCAGGGCGACCACCAUGGCGACGAAGAGAAGGCAAUGGAAAUGCAGAGAAUCCAUGCCGCUAUUCAGGAGGAGCGCCGAGCUCAGAUCGAGGAGGCGAAGCGCCAGGAGGCCGAGGAUAAGGCCGAGAAGGCGAAGAAAGAGCGCCUGCAGAAGGCAGCUCAGAAGGAGCAGGCGCAGAAGGCGCGCAUUCAGCGAGCCCUUCAGGCCACCCCAGAGGAGGUUGCGAAGCACGAGGAGAGGAUGAAAGAUAACGAGGAUGAUAGACGUCGCGAGCGCCACCAAGCUGCCAUUAACAGUAGCAUUAACGGCUACCUUGAGGCCAUGGGAAGAAAGCCCAGACGCUAAGGGAUCUAGCACUCUGCAAGGAGUCUUGUGAUGCCUUUCCCGUCUAGUGUUUUGAGGUUUGGGUACGUGGAGCAAUGAUUCAGUAGCGACUUGCAUCUUCUCACGGCUACCUAGUAGAGGCAUUUUCUGAGGGCCCC